AUGUCAUGCUUGAGCGGCCUUGUCACCUCGGUGGCAUCGCUGAUCAGUGGCAUUGUUAGUGCUAUUGCAGAGUACGACGAUCUUAUGAACACGGAUGAGUUUGGAUCCAUGCAUCUUGUUACCGACGAGGCCACAUUCGUUGUCGAAGCAAAUAUCGAUUAA
Radiomyces spectabilis is the source of this 162-nucleotide messenger RNA. RefSeq lists its product as uncharacterized. Bases 1 to 162 code for a protein of 53 amino acids. The transcript has 2 exons. NCBI's taxonomy places the organism in Eukaryota, Fungi, Mucoromycota, Mucoromycetes, Mucorales, Radiomycetaceae. The record is from RefSeq and is a predicted model, not a curated record.